Messenger RNA from Postia placenta MAD-698-R-SB12, 852 nucleotides. RefSeq lists its product as hypothetical. Bases 1 to 819 code for a protein of 272 amino acids. Gene Ontology annotation, molecular function: ubiquitin conjugating enzyme activity. Gene Ontology annotation, cellular component: nucleus. Gene Ontology annotation, biological process: protein polyubiquitination. The record is from RefSeq and is a predicted model, not a curated record. The transcript is spliced from 6 exons. Lineage: Eukaryota; Fungi; Basidiomycota; Agaricomycetes; Polyporales; Adustoporiaceae.
AUGCCGCCAGCUCUCUCGACCUCGACAACGCUAAAGCGCAUCCACCGCGAGAUCGCCGACCUCAAGAAGGAAGAUCUCGGCGCUAUAACGCUCGCUCCCGCGGGCGACAACCUGUUCCACUGGACGGCUACGCUCCCGGGACCAGAGGGCAGCUGCUAUGAGGGGGGAGUCUUUCAGAUCGAAAUACACCUGGCCCCAGACUAUCCAUUCUCCGCUCCGAAGGUCACGUUCCGCACGCGAAUAUAUCAUGUGAACAUCAACGAUAGAGGGAACAUCUGCAUCGACAUCCUCAAGCACAACUGGUCUCCUGCGCUGUCCCUCUUCAAAGUCAUUCUCUCGCUAUCGUCGCUCCUCACAGACCCCAACCCCAAAGAUCCUCUAGUCCCAUCAAUAGCCACCCAGUACCUGCGCAAUCGCAGCCAAUACGACCACACGGCGCGCCAGUGGACAGAGCUCUACGCCCGCCCGCCACCGCCUGCCGCCGCGUCCCCAUCUGCCGCGAAAGGCAAAGGGCGCGCCGCGGACAUCGCUCCAACACCUGCGGCUGCUGCUCGCCGUCCCGCCUCGAGCGCCGGCACCACGCAAACGCAGGCCAUCAGCAUAGACGACUCGGAAGACGAGGGGGCGCGCGGCGCGGCGCGGACCCGUGCGGCCACCAAGCGCAAACGAGGCCAGGCAGACCCUGGUGACGUUCUGGUGAUAGACGACGAAGCACCCGAGCGGCCUACCCGGAGACGGCGCGGUGGUGGCGCCUCGAAAGAGUCUGCAGCAAGCCGCCUAACAAGAGCAGACAGCGACGUGAUUGUGAUCGAAGACUAGUCCGAUGUGUAUGUACACUGCCUUCCUAUCCCC